AAAAUAAGAUUUGACGCAACAAAGUUGAGAGAGUUGAAGAAGAGAAAAAGAGAAAGAGUAUAUUAUUCAAAUUUAAAAAUAAAACAAGCAAGAGCGCAGAGCAAGAGCUGCGAACGAAGCAAAAACUUACUUGUACACCUAAGAGCAGCGGAGAAAACAUUCUGAAGUAAAUAUAAGAAAAAACAUAAACAAACAGUAAACAGCAGUCAGCCAAAAUGCCGGAGCCUUUGGGCCAACUGUGGUCGGUGCCAGAGACGAAAAAGAAAGCGCCCAUAAUCAAGGUAUCCUGCGGAAUUGGCGACACCGAUGGUUUUCCAGCGUUCGAUGUUGACUCUGAUGCUUAUGCGACAAAGGAUGAUAGCAAAUGGGGAUUUCUGAUAACUGGUGGCGCCGAAUUUCAUAUGCCUCUAACCGUAUUUCAGGUAACACCUGAUGGUCUAGCCGAUAAAUCGGGCAUACGUCUGGGCGACAUAAUUCUCGAAAUAAACGAAGAGGACGCCACGCAUCUGACGUUGGCCCAGGCACACGAGAAAAUCAACGCAUCGCCCAAGAAAAUACACUUCCUUCUGCGAAACAUGGAGGAGGACGAUCCAUUGGGAAUGUAUGAGGCCGGUGAGGAGAAAUCGAUUGUGAUGCGCGUGCCGAAACCAAUGCCACCACCUAGUGACUUCCACCCAACCCCAUUGCUUGGCUCCCGUUGUUGGCAUCCAAUAAUGUGGCAAGAGCCACCAGAGCCACCCAAGCCCAAGAAAAAGAAAACUAAAACCGAAAUCGAUGAAGAGGGCAACGAAGUGGUGGUCGAAUUAAGCGAGGAUGAGUCCUCGGACGAGGAAGAGAAGGAGCUGCCACAUCAUCGCAUUAUUAGGAACAUAAGGCGCUUCUUUGCGGAGGUCGGCGAUAACCAAGAGUUGCGUAGCAGUACCAUUGAGAACAUGCUUCUCGCCUUGCCCAGUGCCUCGAAGUCGAAGUGAUGUGGCGUGCAUUGAAUCCAUUAACCCAUUAUGCCUGCAUAAUUAACGUUUCUUUUAUAUGUACAUACUUUGUGCUUAAACCCAAAAUGUUUAAUAAUAAAUAUCGGAAAUGAAUA
Scaptodrosophila lebanonensis is the source of this 1087-nucleotide messenger RNA. RefSeq names its product PDZ and LIM domain protein 7-like. The record is from RefSeq and is a predicted model, not a curated record. Bases 216 to 971 code for a protein of 251 amino acids. Gene Ontology annotation, cellular component: stress fiber; Z disc; filamentous actin. Gene Ontology annotation, biological process: actin cytoskeleton organization; muscle structure development. Gene Ontology annotation, molecular function: actin binding; muscle alpha-actinin binding. The transcript has 5 exons. Lineage: Eukaryota; Metazoa; Arthropoda; Insecta; Diptera; Drosophilidae.